Messenger RNA from Bactrocera oleae (olive fruit fly), 1136 nucleotides. RefSeq names its product Peroxiredoxin 4 (gene Prx4). NCBI's taxonomy places the organism in Eukaryota, Metazoa, Arthropoda, Insecta, Diptera, Tephritidae. Gene Ontology annotation, biological process: cellular response to stress; cell redox homeostasis; response to oxidative stress. Gene Ontology annotation, cellular component: cytosol; endoplasmic reticulum. The record is from RefSeq and is a predicted model, not a curated record. Gene Ontology annotation, molecular function: thioredoxin peroxidase activity.
GUACAAUAUAUAUGGUAAACGUUUUAUACAAAACAUUUAAAAAAUCUGUAAACAAAGCAAUAACCUUUGCACAAAGUGUACAAACACAUAUGUGUAAUUUCAUAAAACUUAACAUUACCAACUUAUUUAUAAAGAGAAAUGUUUUCUUUUGUUAUUAUUCUCUUAUUUGCUUCCGUCAUCAAAAUACUAGUUCCCUCUCGUUUUUCUUUCAAUGUAUAAAAUAACAAAUUUAACUGAUAAGUUGUUAUUAAGUGAAAUAAGCCGGUAUCAAUCAAAAAUUUUAUCAAUAACAUAAAUUUUGGAUGCUACCGCGCACAAUGUUGUCAAAACUUUGCAUUCUUAUACUGUGUGCAGUAUUAACAGCCGGCAGCAAAUAUGAUGAAAGCGGUUCAUGCCAUUCGUUUGCUGGUGGCUCUGUUUAUCCUUCUGAAGGACCUCGUGGUGACCACAAGUUGCAAACCACUAAGGCUGUCAUAUCUAAGUUAGCUCCAACGUUUGAAGGAACAGCUGUUGUGAAAGGAGAAUUCGUCAAAUUAUCACUCUCCCAAUAUCAUGGGAAAUAUUUAGUACUUCUUUUUUAUCCACUUGACUUCACCUUCGUGUGUCCCACCGAAAUUAUAGCGUUUUCGGAUCGCAUCGAUGAAUUCCGUAAGAUAAAUGCUGAAGUCGUUGCGAUUAGUGUAGAUUCACAUUUUACACAUUUGGCUUGGAUCAACACACCACGAAAAGAAGGCGGUCUGGGAUAUGUAAAAAUUCCAUUGCUUUCGGAUUUGACGCAUAAAAUUAGCAGAGACUAUGGAGUUUAUUUAGAAGAUUUGGGUCAUACACUACGUGGUCUAUUUAUCAUUGAUCAUCGUGGAAUCUUGCGACAAAUUACUAUGAAUGACUUGCCGGUAGGACGUUCAGUAGAUGAGACACUUCGUUUGGUACAAGCAUUUCAAUAUACUGACACUCAUGGAGAAGUUUGUCCAGCUGGUUGGAAGCCUGGCGCAGAGACAAUUGUUCCAAAUCCCAAAGAGAAAACGAAAUAUUUUGAGAAGAUUAAUAAAAUUCCAUAAUAACGUACCUUUUUUACUUCCAAUUUUUAUAUAUUGAUAUCAAAAUAAAUAUAUGUAUGUAUUUCAAAUUUUCACUAA